UGCACCCAGUCCUUUAUACUAACGACCACUGUCAGCUCGAGGACUGGGAGGCCGUAAACACUAACGGAAUUCUCUUCAACGAGACGUUUGGUAAGGAGAUAAUAGAAGGACAUUUACCUAAUAAGAUCAUGGAUUCGGAAAGGGAGAAAUUCCGCACUUAUGUCGAGAAGUCGGGUGUGAUGUCUGCAUUAACUAACGCUCUGGUACACCUGUACGAAGAACCAGAGAAGCCCAAUGAUGCCUUAACUUACCUCAAGCUAACUCUAGGGACCAUGAACCAUGAGGAGAAACAUGUGCAGAUGCUUGAAGAAAAAAUUAAGGAGCAGAAGGCCACAAUUGAUAAUCUCAAUGCAGAAAAUGCUUUCCUCAAGGAGCGUCUAGCCCAGGCUGAAGCUGCUGCUGCUUUUAAGGCGACCACAGGCCAGGCUGAGACUAAAGAUAAUGUAACUAAACACCCGCCAGAGGACGUUUAGCGAGGAAAUGUGGGUGAAUGUUAGCACUGGUGUGAGGGGGUUUGAGUUGUACUGCAUAAGGAAACUAUUAUUUGGUUAACAGAAUAUAAAUUUCUUUUGUUUAAAUAUU
Messenger RNA from Homarus americanus (American lobster), 582 nucleotides. Its product is annotated as c-Myc-binding protein-like. Gene Ontology annotation, molecular function: transcription coactivator activity. Gene Ontology annotation, biological process: regulation of DNA-templated transcription. Gene Ontology annotation, cellular component: nucleus. The record is from RefSeq and is a predicted model, not a curated record. NCBI's taxonomy places the organism in Eukaryota, Metazoa, Arthropoda, Malacostraca, Decapoda, Nephropidae. The transcript has 4 exons. The coding region runs from base 129 to 473 and encodes 114 amino acids.